CCGGCGGAAGGACACGCGCUCCGGUCCCGGGAGGUGGCCUUGGCCCGUAGGCGUGGACCCCACGGUUCCUGCGCCUCCGGGCGCCCCCACCCCACCCUCCCGUAAUGGAGUCCGCGGGGAGCGCCCGGGACCGGGUCCCCAGGAUUGAUCCGUACGGGUUUGAAAGGCCCGAAGACUUCGAUUAUGCAGCUUAUGAAGAGUUUUUUUCCACCUACCUGGUGAUACUCACUAGAAGAGCCAUAAAAUGGUCUAAACUUCUGAAGGGGAGUAGUCGUGUUCAGAGGAGUGGGACAGGUUUUGCCUGGGAUGCCGCCUCCAGGAGGCCCUCCCAAGCUCCUGUCUGGGAUGGCAGGUCCUUCCUGUUACACCCACACAGUCCUGCCCGGUCCGUCCUGCUUCUGUUGCCUUCUGGCUGUGUAACUGGUGCCUAUCUGGUUUGCUGCAUCCCUGCUGGAAUCAAGCCCCCUCCCUGCAGCGGGGUGUGUCCCGUCCUUCCCUUUGAACGAGGUGAGCCCACUGAUUGACGGUCUGCACCGCCUACCGAAGCCACACUCCGUGUCCCGUGUCUGUUUUCCAGCAUCUGUUCUCUCCAGGUUGAGCAGGACUGAGAGCAGCCAGAUGCAGAACCUUCCAGAUGCUCGUCCUUCCCGUCUUUUUAGUUCUCUUAUUUUGGCUCAAAUGUUUUGUCUUGUUUUUGCUUCUGUUUUUUUUGAGCACUGGUAUCUGUCAACUUUAAGAAUUUAAGAUGGUUUUAUUGAACUA
Messenger RNA from Leptonychotes weddellii (Weddell seal), 762 nucleotides. NCBI's taxonomy places the organism in Eukaryota, Metazoa, Chordata, Mammalia, Carnivora, Phocidae. The record is from RefSeq and is a predicted model, not a curated record.